AAAGUAGGUUGAGUUGCAGUUUAACCAACUCCAUCAUCAUAGUUUUCUUUCUUAUUAUCAUCUAUCUCUCCCUUGCAUCCCAAACUAUCCAGAAUCACAUAUAUAAAUUCCACAUGCAAAUCAUUGUUCUUAGCUUGUUCAUAAAGCCAACAAUAUUCCUAAAUUAGCAUCAUAUAACUAGACUUCAUAUCUCAUAUCAUUUCCAUGUCUUUGAUUCAAAACAAGAGGCUUCAUUUCCUUAUGGAAAGAUUCGCUGUUAUCCCUUUCCGACUCGGCUGCACUUCUCACUCCAGCGUUGAACUCGGCGAAGCAAUUGAACCACGAAAACUGAAAAUCAGCGCAGCGCCACCAAACCCACCACCACCUCCUCAAGCAACAGACGAUGGAAGAACGCAAGGUAGAUCAGCAAUGAAAAACUCGUUUCAUUUCCUGAGUCAAGGCAAGCAGCACAUAUCUAGUGGGAUGCAGAGAUUGAUCAGGAGCAUCAAAAGUUUCUCACAAAUAUUCGUUUACAAGGAAGACACUGAUGAGGAAAAGGAAACAGAAAUGGAGAUUGGAUUCCCUACGGACGUGAAGCAUGUGACACACAUAGGACUGGAUGGCUCUACCACUACAAAUAAUAAUCUCAACAAUUUUCAUAGCAAUGCUGCUCUUCCUCCUCAAGUAGUUUCCUUCCCUUCGAUUUCUCUGAAGCAAUUUGAGUUGGCCAUGGCUGCACAGACCACCCACCAGCCUCCUCAUCACCAGUAGUGAAUUGUUUUGAAGCCAAAGCAAAACUCGCUAUGUUUUCUUUCUUUUGUGAAUUGGUUGAUGUAUGAGCCUAUCUCCUCAACUAUUACAGAUUAUAUAAGCAUGCAUGUAUGGUUUUGGUGAGGUGGGGUGGGUGAUGAUCUAUCCACGGAUUGUAUUAUGGAAAUGAUUAGUUUUAUUGCGUGGAAUGAAACAUACUUGGAUUGAUAGAUUAGGAAAAGAGAAUGAAAUUAUUGAUUGAGAACC
Messenger RNA from Fragaria vesca subsp. vesca, 996 nucleotides. RefSeq lists its product as uncharacterized. NCBI's taxonomy places the organism in Eukaryota, Viridiplantae, Streptophyta, Magnoliopsida, Rosales, Rosaceae. Bases 205 to 750 code for a protein of 181 amino acids. The transcript has 3 exons. The record is from RefSeq and is a predicted model, not a curated record.